GGCUGUCCCACUCCUGAUCCGCACAGCCGGGGAAAGGCUGUCCCAGCUCUUUAUCCGCACAGCCGGGGAAAGGCUGUCCCGCACCUGAUCCGCACAGCCGGGGAAAGGCUGUCCCGCACCUGAUCCGCACAGCCGGGGAAAGGCUGUCCCCCCCUGAUCCGCACAGCCGGGGAAAGGCUGUCCCGCACCUGAUCCGCCCGGGUUCCGCCGCCCAGCCCGGGAGGGGCUGCCCCGUCCCGGGACAGAUCCCGGCCAUGAUCGCGGUUUUGGUGGUGCUGUGUCAGCUGCAUGUGACGCUGCUCGCGUUUCCUCACUGCCCUGGGAGGUUAAAUCACUUGAAGCAGCCGGAAUGGAAAGAUGUGUUCACAUCUGCAAGGGAGGCCAAUUUAUUCAUCGGACGACAUCUUCUGAACAACAGAUUUGAUUUUGAAGCAUUCACAGCUGAUAACCUGGAAAGAGAAUGCUAUGAAGAAGUCUGCAAUUAUGAAGAAGCAAGAGAAAUUUUUGAAGACCCUGAUAAAACGAUGGAUUUUUGGAAAGACUAUUCAACUAAAGGACCUAAUAUAAAAAUAGGUGAUGAGGCACUACAGAAGAUCAAUGUCACAGGACUGCUCAUCAGCCUGGUUGCUGCUGGAGUCCUGCUGGUUAUAAUUGCUCUGAUUAUCUUCUACUGCUGCAAGAGCAGAUGCAAAUCAAGGCAACCACCAGGGUACUUGGGUUAUGUGAGGAGCAGACGACGGAAUUCAGCCAACAUCUUCAGGAGGCAUGAGGAGUUCUCCUUAAACCCCCUUCCUGUCCCAGCUGAGGAGUCAGGGCUGCCCACCUACGAGCAGGCAGUGACCUCUGAUGGUGUGCCCCCACCCCCUUACCCAGGGCCCCCCAGGCAUCCACGGUUCUUCCAGAAGUCCAUGUCCCUCCCUGGCCCCUAGGCACAAACCUCCUGCUGGGCCGGGGGGGGGUUGCUGGAACACAACAUGCUUUUGAAAAAAGUGCGUGCUACCUUGCAUAUUGCAAGAUGAUUUACAGAAAUGUGAAAGAUCUUCUGGACAACGAGGAAGGAGUGAAGUUCCCAUUUGGGAAAAGGGACACGAAGGCUGCAGGACUGUUCUUUGCACAAAGGCACUGUGCCAAGGGGAGAGAAAAGAGCAAAUUUUGUACUGCUGCCCUCUUCCAUAUGAGCCAUCCCAUCAAACUAUUGAUGUUUCAUUAAUAGUUUCAUCUUCUUUUUCUUCAGAAAGAAGAGUAUUUUAAUUGCUCAUAUUGACACUAGCUAUUUUUUGUGACUUAAUAUUUUAAACCACCAUAAGAAGUCUAUUUUGUUGUUUGGCAAAUCCACUUCUUUGCUGGAUGAAUUUUCUAUUCAUUCUUGUAAUAGAUUGGAGCAUGAAAAUUAUUUUAUGACUUGAUCUGUCAAAUAUAUAUAUACAUAUAUAUAUAGUACUGCUAGUGGAUUACACUGGUUUGGUUUAGACAUUGCUGCUCACAUGACUUGUUUUAUUUUUAUGAUCAUAAUUUUGCAUCAAAAGGAAGCAUUCGUUACAUGGCACACGACCAAUUCUGAGAAAGUACGCUUGCAUCAAGUUGUUUUGAUGUUGAACAGUAAAUACCAGGUUAGAGAGAGGAAAUAGAAUACUGUGGGCCAGUGGAUGUUAAGCAAAAAGCCAGAGAUUUGUCCCUAUUUAAAAAGCUAUCCAGGUUUCACAGCUAAUGUUUCUUUCAUAGCUUAAAAGCCGAAAUGUAGAGAGACACAUUUAACUUUCAAACCAAAGCCUGACCUACCCCCUAGAAGCACUUUAAUGUCUUGCACUACAGAGAUGACAAAAUGAUACCUUUCAAUAGAAUGAAACAUCAUAUUAGAUCAAAAUUCAAGAGUCAAGAACUUGUGGGAGUUAUUGGUUCAGUGUGUCAGGACAGUUCCUGUUCUUACAGCUGUAGCCACCAUUAAUUUUGCGUCUUAUUAAAAUAUCAACCCCCAGCAUUAUGCAGCCCAUAGGUCCUGCUGAGCAAAUUGCUGCCCACCACUUGUGUCCCCUCUUCAGCACAGGAGCCAGAGCAGAGGUCUCACAGGAAACAUGUCAGGCUGUUCUCCUGUUUGACAGUGGCUGUACAGUUAAGGCACAAACAAUUAAAGAAUUUUUUAAGAUUAAACAACCCCCCUCUUUUUUCCCCUUCAUUGAGUCAAUGCUGACAACAGCAAAUUCUCUUUCAAUUUGGUGCCUACAAUCCACUUGAUAUUAUAAGUUAUUGGUUUAAGGGUUGAAAUGAAUAUGUAAUAUUUCACCAAAUCUUAUUGUUUUUAACAUACUGGAAGCUACAGUGUUGUUGAGCAAGAUGCAGAAAAUUGGUCUGAGAUUUUCAAUCUGUAAAUGUCUUUGUAACAAUGGAAACACUUCAAAUCUUGGAAUGUGAAGGGGGUACACUGACAGUGCUACACAAUGAAGUCUUGCCUUUUGAAAAACAAAUACAAUGCAGUUGGUAGCAGUGCAAUUCGUGUUCCUGUUCACAAAAUUUCACCAUCCAAUUUGGCUUUUGGUGAGUCACAAAUCUCUCUCCAGCUUCUUAUUUUUUGUUGGGACAUGGGGAAAUCCCCAUGCUGGGAUGUUUCAAUUCACUUCUGCCCUACUUGUGAGAGCAUUUUGAAGUUCUUGAAGUUC
Molecule: messenger RNA, 2654 nt
Organism: Passer montanus (Eurasian tree sparrow)
Lineage: Eukaryota; Metazoa; Chordata; Aves; Passeriformes; Passeridae
Gene: PRRG4
Product: proline rich and Gla domain 4
Exons: 6
Coding region: 255-929 (224 amino acids)
Cellular component (GO): extracellular region
Molecular function (GO): calcium ion binding
Source: RefSeq, a predicted model, not a curated record